AUUUCUUUCGUUUGGUAUUGUUGUUUGACGAAUAACCAAGAGUGUUUGAAAUUAAAUAAUUAUAAAUAUGGAAGCUGCCGCAGAAGAGAUAGUAAAAGAUAGCAUUGAUAUUGAACAACAAGAAAAAAGUGGCGAAGUAAGAAUAACCAUUCCUUCCAUCCAAGACCCACCAAAGAAGUCAAAGAAGGAAGACCGCAACAAAAAGGAUGAUAAAAAUGUGGAACAGUUCAUGAAAUCGCUGAACUCUGUGCCAAGUCUGGAGGAAAAACUGUCUCUCGUCUGCAAGAAAUAUGUGCAGACUGCUGAUGAUAAUAAGAAACUGCAGUUUUAUAUCAAGCAGUCUGAUAAGCGGUAUGCUAUCUUGUUGAAAGAAAAAGAGCAAUUGCAACAUGAAUUCAACAAGACUAUCCUCGUCAAGUCCAAGUUGGAGAGUCUCUGUCGUGAACUGCAGAAACAGAACAAGGCCAUCAAGGAAGAGUCCCUGCUAAAGAUCCGUGAAGAGGAGGAACGUCGGAAGGAGACUCAAGCCAAGUUCCAGAACACGCUAACCGAGAUCACCACUCUCCUGCAGCAGAAUAACGAGAAGAACGCCAAGUUGAGAGACGACAACAUCAGCAUGAGCGAGAAAUUCAAGAGUGUGGUGCAGCAGUACCAGUUGAGGGAACAGCAAGUUGAAAAAAUGGGGAAGCAAAUGGCGCUAGAGUCCCAGCUGUCGGAUGCUAAACUUCAGAAAGCAGCCUUAGAGCACCAGGCAGAGAAAGAGAGGCUGCUAGCAGAGAUGGAACACCUCAAGGUCACGGUGGCUCAGUGCACGGCCAAGAUCAUGGAGCUGCAGGGGACGGAGACUGCUUUGAGGGGUCAGCUUGGCGUAUACACGGAUAAGUACGACGAGUUCCAGAACGCGCUAGUGAAAAGCAACCAGGUGUUCGGAGGGUUCAAGGAACAGAUGGAGAAGAUGUCAAAGAAAAUCAAGAAGCUGGAGAAGGAAUCCCUAUCAUGGAAAAAACGCUGGGAGACAUCACAAACAGCACUCCUGGACAUGUGCGGCGAGCGGCAGGCGAGCGAGGAGCGCGCCGCGGCCGCCAGUCGGCAGCUGCAGCACAUGCAGAGCCUGUGUCGCACGCUGCAGGCGGAGCGCACCACGCUGCUGGGCACGCUGAAGGAGCACAACAUCGAGCGCCCGCCGCUGCCCACGCCGCCGCCCGCGCCCGCGCCUGCGCCUGCGCCGGCGCCCAGCAAGCAGAGCAACGACAAGGUCGACAAAAUGGCGGCAAAUUGCGCACAACUUCGACAGAGCCUCGUGCACCUCCAGAGCCAGUUGAACACCCUCACCAACAACAAGAACGGCGUCAAGGAAGACGCGCCCAAACCAGACAAACCCAAGAAACAGAAAUCUAAAAAGAAAGCCGAAAAACAAUCACAGGAGGCGACAAAUUCUAUAGAAGUCACCGAAGAACCAGUCAGAGAUGAUAAUAAAGAAACAUCAGAAGAACCUACGACUAAUGAAGAUUCAAUCCAAAACGACAUAGAUAGCUUAGAAGAAAAAAUAGACGAGAAAGCCAUGGAAACUCUAAUCCAAGCUAUAAGCAAUGCUAACAUAAAUCUACACGAUUUAUCAGUAGAUGAAAAUAAUGAGCAAGUGGACAUUGAAAAGGUAAUAGAUGGUUCCCACAAUGAAAUCGCCAACACAUCGAAUGAUGAGGUGUCACAUAUAACCGAAGUGAAACCUAUAUCGAGUGCGUAAUCCGUACAACGUGUAGUUUACGAACACAAUUUGGAAGGAGUGAUCAGUGUUGUGUAAUUUUUUUUCUUUAAUCAGGUGCUGAUUC
Cydia fagiglandana is the source of this 1829-nucleotide messenger RNA. Its product is annotated as gamma-taxilin. NCBI's taxonomy places the organism in Eukaryota, Metazoa, Arthropoda, Insecta, Lepidoptera, Tortricidae. The transcript has 9 exons. The record is from RefSeq and is a predicted model, not a curated record. Bases 68 to 1744 code for a protein of 558 amino acids. Gene Ontology annotation, molecular function: syntaxin binding.